Ictidomys tridecemlineatus (thirteen-lined ground squirrel) is the source of this 4403-nucleotide messenger RNA. RefSeq names its product G protein-coupled receptor 68 (gene Gpr68). NCBI's taxonomy places the organism in Eukaryota, Metazoa, Chordata, Mammalia, Rodentia, Sciuridae. Gene Ontology annotation, cellular component: membrane. The record is from RefSeq and is a predicted model, not a curated record. Gene Ontology annotation, biological process: cellular response to pH; G protein-coupled receptor signaling pathway. Gene Ontology annotation, molecular function: G protein-coupled receptor activity.
UGUUCCCCACGAGCGCCUGUGCGGCGGGUCCCUCUCCUGGUGGGGGGGUGUCUCCACCUGUGGUCGCCGCCGGGGUUAGCAGCCACCCCCACGGCUGGCUCCGUGGCCACCUGGUAAUUACUUCCCCCCAGGAAAAGUGUCCGACCGCUAACCCUUCAUUUCCCAGAGCUCCGCGCCACCGUGAGCCAAAAAUUCCUUUCGGGCUCUUCCUUUCCUCCCCCCAAAUCUGCGCGGCCCCUGCCCGCGAAGGGCACUGAGAUCAGAACAGGCGGCCGCCGCCGAGGGAGGGGAAGAAAGCUCCCCGUGAGUGACUAGUCGGCAGGAGGAGGGACCUUGGUCGCUGGUUGGCGGGGGACCCCAACUCUGGCGAUCAAAUGGCCCAACUGAGAACCCAGCGGCGCCGGUAGUCCUCCAGUGGCCCAACCCUGACUAGUGGCCAGAUGCACCAGCCAGGGCGCAGGCUCUUGGGGAUUUAGCAGUGGCAGAGGAAGAACACUGACUAGGAAAGGACCCGGGGCUGUGUGGCUUUGGGCCGGUGGCUGGCAGUGGCUGUGAAAGGGAGGGGCUCAUCUGCCAACAGUGAUGCCCAGCCCUUGAUGUAACUUGAGCCACCUUCUCUAAACAAGAUGGCAUUGGGGAAACUGGCCUAGUUCCUGAACCCAUGAGGGGUGAGACCCCUUCUGGUCCAAAGAUGAGAAACAUCACUGUGGAUAACUCCUCGCUGAGCUGCACCAUUGACCACACCAUCCACCAGACGCUGGCCCCGGUGGUCUACAUCACGGUGCUGGUGGUCGGCUUCCCGGCCAACUGCCUGUCCCUCUACUUCGGCUACCUGCAGAUCAAGGCCCGGAACGAGCUGGGCGUGUACCUGUGCAACCUGACGGUGGCAGACCUCUUCUACAUCUGCUCGCUCCCCUUCUGGCUGCAGUACGUGCUGCAGCAUGACCACUGGUCUCACGGGGACCUGUCCUGCCAGGUGUGCGGCAUCCUCCUGUACGAGAACAUCUACAUCAGCGUGGGCUUCCUCUGCUGCAUCUCCAUCGACCGCUACCUGGCCGUGGCCCACCCCUUCCGCUUCCACCAGUUUCGCACGCUGAAGGCGGCCGUGGGCGUCAGUGUGGUCAUCUGGGCCAAGGAGCUGCUGACCAGCGUCUACUUCCUCAUGCACAAGGAGGUGAUCGAGGACGAGGACCGGCACCGCGUCUGCUUUGAGCACUACCCGAUCGCGGCCUGGCAGCGCAGCAUCAACUACUACCGCUUCCUGGUGGGCUUCCUCUUCCCCAUCUGCCUGCUCUUGGCCUCCUACCAGGGCAUCCUGCGGGCCGUGCGCCGGAGCCACGGCACCCAGAAGAGCCGCAAGGACCAGAUCCAGCGGCUGGUGCUCAGCACCGUGGUCAUCUUCCUGGCCUGCUUCCUGCCCUACCACGUGCUGCUGCUGGUGCGCAGCCUCUGGGAGGCCAGCUGCGAGUUCGCCAAGAGCAUCUUCAACGCCUACCACUUCUCCCUGCUCCUCACCAGCUUCAACUGCGUGGCGGACCCCGUGCUGUACUGCUUCGUCAGCGAGACCACCCACAGGGACCUGGCCCGCCUCCGAGGAGCCUGCCUGGCCUUCCUCACCUGCUCCAGGACCAGCCGGGCCAGGGAGGCCUACCCGCUGGGCGCCCCGGAGGCCUCUGGGAAAAGCGGGGCCCAGGGUGAGGAGCCUGAGUUGUUAACCAAGCUCCACUCGGCCUUUCAGAGCCCCAACUUGCCCAGAGUGGGAGGGUCCCCCACGGGCGGGCUGGCCUAGCCGGGUCACCCACGUAGGGGCUACAUGAGCCCGGAGCCUUUAGCCCAGGGGCCUGUGGUCCUGAGCUUGCUCGCAGGCCGCCUCCGCUUCCACAUGCAGGUGCCUCUUUCUGCUGGGGGGAAUGGUGGGCCUGGGCCGCAGCCCCGAAGCCUGCUCUAGCUGGCCGAGCCCAGGGGCCCUGUUGAGUGUGGGAAUAAGCCCCCUCUGCCCCUGGCCGGAGCCGCUGGGGGGAGCAGGACAGUGAACGGUCACUUCCAGGUUUGCCAAGAGCAGUUGGCAUGGGGGUGUGGAGUGUGAGGACAUGGAGAGUGAGAACCUGGGAGGGGACAGUGGGGACCUGGGUCUUCCAGGGCCACUGUUUUCACAGAUGAUACCUGUCCAAAUGUACCGCUGUUACCUGAUGACAGGACACACAAAGCUGUGUUGUCACCAUUAACACUUAAGGCCCACUGCUCAAUGGGGUGGGCAGGGAAGUCUGGGAGGGGAGAAGGAAGGUGGGGAGGCAUCGGAGGCCACGAGGUGGACGUAGGGACGGUAGGGAAGUCACAGGCAGGGGAGAAUCCCCAGCUCCAGCCACCCCAUGCCUUUACAGGGACGGUCGAGCAGAUUGCUCAGGCCUGCAGGACACACUCCAGGGCUCCCCAGAGAGAUGCCCGGGGCCUCCAAAUAGUCAGAACUGAAGCUCAGGUGUGGGAGCUGGGCCUGAAGCCAGAGCGUCCUCAACAAGUUCCUGACACACAUUCCUCCUAAUUAGCUUUCUGUGUCCAUCUGCCCAGAAGUGCCAGGUCAGGAGUCCAGGGUGCAGAGAGAAGAGUUAAAAUGCCAGGGUCUUCACGACAGUUAUAUGUCAAGACACACAGCUGAGGUUGGGCUCAUGGGACUGCUAAUGGUGUCCCCUUCCCUGCCACACAUACUGUAGAGUGUCCAGCAGUCUCAGGUAGGUGGGCAGCACUUUCUCAGAGUUCUACAACAACCACCCCACACACCUCUCAGCCACAGGCCUGGGGCAGAUCUCCACUCUGGUCUAAAUGGCUCCUUCGACCAGGAAGAGAGGUGGCCUGGAGCUCACCAUGCCUGUUCUCCACCCCUGAUCCUCUCCCAGGUGUCCCAUCUCAUCUACCUGGAGAGGACAGUGGGCCCUCAGGACUACACAGUCCAGGGCACUGAUCAUCCUUUUCUGUCCUGGAGGGCUGGGUACAGGGCUCGUCUCUCCUGCAGCUUUACACUGGCCAUUUUGGGGUGUCCCUCCCACCCCUAGCCUUUGUGGUCCUGCGCUUGCAGAUUUCACCUGUUCACUUCUGCUCCCUGAGUGCCCCACCCCCCACCAUUAAAGGUCUUUGGAGAACAUCUGGGAGGAGUCCCAUGACCAGCCUCACCCCCAGGGACAUGGCUUCUGCAAUGUGCCAAACACAGCCCUGCCCAGGUGAACAAACCAAGGGCCAGAAGAGCCACUUGCUGCCCCCAGGAGACCUGGUUGGGGGUCCAAGACCAGCUCUCCCUUCCCAGGGCAUGGGCUUUGAAUCCCUUGAAACCAAGAGGCUCAGUAGGCUGAAUCCUGGACUAGAACCAGGGGCAGGAAGUAGGUAGAAGUUUUCUGGAAUCAGAAGAAUCAGUAGAUUAUUUCUGGAAUCUUCUACAGGGUGGGGGAGAACAGCGGAAAUGCCAUCCUCAAGCUUCCUCCCUCUUCUCCCCAGUCUCCAAGAGGUUGAUCCUCUACCCUGUGUUUCCUAACCCUCUGUGUUAGUCAGCUUUUCGUGUCUGUGACUAGAAUAACCAGCUAGAGCAACUUAGAGGAGGAGGAAAAGCUUAUCUGGGGUUUCCAGUUUCUGAGGUCUCAGUCCAUAGACGGCCAACCCCAUUGCUCUGGGCCUAAGGCAAAGCAGCACACCAUGCGGGAAGGACCCAGCCGCAGAAAGCUGCUCCCCUCCUGGUGGAGUCAGGAAGCAGAGACAGAGAGCAAGGAGGGAGGAGUCUCAGGGACCAUGCACCCUUCCAGGACGCGUCCCCAGUGACCCACCUCCUCCAGCCGAGCCCUACGCCCCAGUCAGCAGUCAGUCAGUCCAUUCAAACUAGGAUGGACGGACUAGAGUCUAGCCCUCAUAAUCUAAUCAGUUUCCCUCUGAAUAUUCCUGCAUUUACAGGUGCCUUUGGGGGACACCUUGUAUUCAAACCAUAACACCUUCUACCAGAGGUACCCAGAGGCAGAUAGCCCGUGAUGGAUGUGCCCCAGGGAAAGGUGGUGACUGUGGUCCCAGAGCUGCACUUGGCUUUGACUGGGCAGCCCCUGCUCCAGCUCCUUGUGGAGGACCUCCAAAGACCCGGGAGGUCCUCUUCCCCUUCCUGAAGGAGGAAGGGACCAGGUUUAAUGGUGACAGAAAUACCUGCACAGCCAGGAAGAGCCCAGCCCAGGAUCUUUCUGGGGCAAUGGCAUCAGUUGAUCUCUCCUGGGCCCUUUGUCCACUGGCAUGGACUGGGAUGGACUGAGGGCUGUUCUGUUUACCAUCAAGAGUUGUAUUUUUGUAUCAUCCUCUCUUUUAUGCCAAUUACCUGUGUGUUGGAUGGUGUGGUGGAUUUAUGUAGCAUUCAGUCUGUAAAUAAAGCAAAGUAACCAGGA